Molecule: messenger RNA, 4407 nt
Organism: Hippocampus comes (tiger tail seahorse)
Lineage: Eukaryota; Metazoa; Chordata; Actinopteri; Syngnathiformes; Syngnathidae
Gene: rap1gapb
Product: RAP1 GTPase activating protein b
Exons: 26
Coding region: 55-2475 (806 amino acids)
Biological process (GO): regulation of small GTPase mediated signal transduction
Cellular component (GO): cytoplasm
Molecular function (GO): GTPase activator activity
Source: RefSeq, a predicted model, not a curated record
CACAGAAGACAGUGAAGAAGCAAAACGACUGCUCCAAAGACGUCGAAGGUGCCAAUGACGCCUGUCAUUUGUAAUCGUGUCACUUUAAGUGAACAAAAUAAAUUGAAAACCACCCCCAAGGAGCCUCAUCAGCUUCUCAGCCGGAUGUUUCAGAGAAGAAGAAGCUUCACAUUUGGAGCCUACGGAGGGAAGCGCGAUGGAAGGAUCCCCCGCAUCCCUGAUGAAGUAGAGCGCUCACUCCAAUAUUCCGGUCCACUGCUGCCUUUUCUCGCUAUCUCACAGACUUUUCGCGCUUGCCGUCGUUGCGCGACCAUGAUGGCGAACAACUUCUCGUAUGCGCUGCUCCACAGCGCCCCCCGCAGACCUCUGCUCAACAGGAGAUGCCUGAGCGAUACCUCGGACCUGUUUGCCAUGAUCGAGAGGAUGCAGGGUUGCAGAAUGGAUGAGCAGAGAUGCCCGCUCCCUCCACCCCUCAAAACAGAAGAGGACUACAUCCCAUAUCCUAGUGUUCAUGAGGUUCUUGGUCGCAGUAGCCCGUUCCCGCUCAUUUUGCUCCCCCAGUUUGGGGGCUACUGGAUCGAGGGGACGAAUCAUGAGCCUCGAGGGACACCGGAGUCGAUGCAACCUCCAUGCCCCGCGUCCUACGUUAAGCUCGAGACCAACAGCACCGCCAAGAUCUACAGAAAACAAUUCAUGGGCAAAGAGCACUUUAAUUACUACACAAUGGAUGCCGCCCUGGGCCACUUGGUCUUCUCAUUAAAGUACGAUGUCAUCGGGGAUCAGGAGCAUCUGCGCUUGAUGCUCCGCUCCAGACUAAGAACCUACCACGAUGUCAUCCCUAUUUCCUGCCUCACAGAGUUCCCCAACGUGGUCCAGAUGGCAAAGCUUGUUUGUGAAGAAGUCAACGUUGAUCGGUUUUAUCCUGUUCUCUACCCAAAGGCAUCACGCCUCAUUGUCACCUUUGAUGAGCAUGUGAUUAACAACAAUUUCAAGUUCGGAGUCAUUUAUCAAAAGUUUGGUCAGACUACAGAAGAGGAAGUCUUUGGUAACAUGGAAGAAAGUCCGGCUUUCGUCGAGUUCUUGGACUUCCUGGGCCAGAAUAUUGAGCUGCAUGACUUCAAAGGGUUUCGAGGAGGCCUCGACGUCACACACGGCCAAACGGGGACUGAAUCAGUCUACACCAAUUUUCAUGGGAAGGAGAUCAUGUUCCAUGUCUCCACCAAGCUGCCUUACACCGAGGGAGACUCCCAACAGCUGCAGAGGAAGAGGCACAUAGGCAACGACAUUGUCGCCAUCGUGUUCCAGGAAGAGAACACACCCUUCGUUCCCGACAUGAUCCAGUCCAACUUCCUCCACGCCUACGUGGUGGUCCAGGUGGAGGACGCGUGUACCGACAACGUCACAUACAAGGUGUCAGUGACAGCGAGGAAUGACGUGCCCUUCUUCAUGCCGGCCCUACCUGACCCGGCUAUCUUCAGAAAGGGCCCAGAGUUGCGCGAGUUCCUCUUCACGAAGCUCAUUAAUGCCGAGUACGCUUGCUACAAGGCGGAGAAGUUUGCCAAGCUGGAGGAGCGCACCCGUUCAGCCCUUUUGGAGACCCUUUACGAGGAGCUGCACAUCAACAGCCAGUCUAUGAUGGGCCUUGGCGGGGACGAAGACAAACUUGAGAAUGGCGGCAGCGGAGGAGGUGGAGGCUUCUUCGAGUCCUUCAAGCGGGUCAUCCGCAGCAGAAGCCAGUCAAUGGAUGCCAUGGGCCUCAGUAGCAAGAAGUCACAUACAGUCUCCACUAGUCACAGUGGCAGCUUUACCCACAAUCUGGCCGAGAGCCCCAAAACAUCCGGCAUUUCAUUGCUCGUCCCAGGGAAAAGUCCCGGUAAAUACGGCCGGCGAGGCAGUGCCAUAGGGAUAGGAACAAUAGAAGAGUCCCUGAUUAUUCCUGGGAAAAGCCCCACCAGGAAGAAGUCAGGUCCCUUCAGUUCCCGCCGAAGCAGCGCCAUUGGCAUUGAGAACAUCCAGGAGGUCCAAGAAAGAAGUCGAGACGUGUCGCCAUGCACCCAAAGGACAUCCGACAGCGGCCACAUCUCCCAGGAAAAUAAAUCAGACAACUCGUCCAAUCACAGCUCUCCUGAGUUUACCCCUGCCAAGAACAGCUUGGUCAUGUGUUGCAGGGCGCCAUCCAUCCCAGAGGCUCAGGACCUUUCCCGCUCCUCCUCCAACGCCAGCAGCUUCGCCAGCGUUGUGGAAGAACACGAGGCCGACGAUGAGUACAAUAUGGGACCGGAAAGUGAGUCGGCCACGACGCCGCUCAAGAGAGACUCUCUGGAUGAUGGAUCGCUCAGUAUGAGUCAUACGGGCAUCACAGCUUCACAUCCUCCUUUGUAUCGACUCCAACAUCAAAGCGAUGGACCUAAGGGACCUGAGUCAAAAGCGACAGACGGCCGUUCCAGGUCGGAGCAUAAGUCCUCGAACUGUUAGCCACACACCACUGACUCGCCGCAUUCACGUCCAUUAUCAGCAUUUCCUGGAGAGGCACCGCACCUCAGAACUGAGCGAAUGGGUCGCAUCGCCUCCUGUACCUGACCGAGGUCAAGUUUGAGACACGGUCGGUAGAACUUUGACGCAAGCAUUCAGUUUGGAUACAACAGCCGUCCCGACAUCAACACCCCAACAAAAGCUCGGAGGAUAUCACAUCAGGACCUUGUUCCUGCUCCUAAAAAUCUUUUAAAGGCCACGCAGCAGCAUCACCAGUGCGUCACUGCGCAACUUCAUCCUGGUUUUGAAGAUUUAAAGUGAGAGAAACUGAAAGACAGAUUUUUUUUUUGAGCUGACUUCGGUUUGUUGACCUGCUGAGCGUAACUGUGACGCCCUUGUUUUACAUUCAUCUGACGAAUCAACAGCAUUUCUCACUUGGCUUCCUUCAGGAUUGAGGCCACUUGCUCGAACGACAACAAAAGCAUUUAAAACUUAAUAUGUCUUGAAAAAGGUACACAGUUAUCUCAAUGUAGACUCCAUUAAUGGUAUAAUGGCAGUUUAAAAAAAAAAAAAGUCAUAUUUACUGUGGUGCCUCAACCAGCAUCAAAGCAUUUUCAACCGUUUGUGUUAGAUUUUGCGAGUGUGACUGUGCAUGGUGUCAACAUGCUAGAGAUAAAAAAACAAAACAACAACAAAAAAACAAGAAAAAAUCCUCUGGUGCCGCAUUGGUUGUACCUGUGAUCCCCAUUUUAUUCAUCUCAGCGUGCAAUGUAAACACAUUUUUUUAAACUCUGCAGUGUCAAAGAGUUGCAACAUAUUGGGAGCCGUUGGAUCAUUUAUUUGUUAUUCUGCUUGUGCACUGAAUUAUCCAUGAACUACAGUACUAGUACGCUCUUUGUCCUCACUAAUAAGACAAAUUAGUACACUACUGAUUUUUUUUUUACUACUGUAUGACAUUUCUGUGCACUGCCUACAAACAUUUUGUUCACGCAACGUUCUGAGAACAUCACGCUUCCUGGUGGUUUACGUUUGGUUGGAUUUAGCUGCCCCUUGGUCGCAAUGGCAACUUUUUGUAACGUUCUCCGAUCAUUACGUUUUGGCAAUAUACAUGUACUUGCUUCGACUAAUGUUCCCCUUUGCUGUUUUCUCAGUUACCGACAGAUUUGGUUCCUUAAGUUGUUGUGGGUUAUGAACUUCUUGUUCCUUAAUCAGUAAUAUGUUAUGUCACCGGGAGUACUUGUAGAAAACAAAUAUGUGAACAAGUGCAGAGUUUAGCUUCACUUGUAACUUUAGUUCCACAGUACUUGUGCGAAGAAAUGUCAUGCAGUCGUGGAAGGCAGCAGUGGAAAGUCGUGUGCCACUUGUUCAUGGACAGCCAAGUGCACUAGUGGGAUAUCAAAUAAACGUUCAAAUGGCUUUCCAUAGGAACUCCUUAAUUUUGUGUUUGUCAAGUGGAUUUUUUGGAACAACACUGUGACUAAUCUUGAGGUUGCCUUUCCAAAUGAUUGUGUCUUGUGAGUGCUCGUUUUUCUGGAGGUUCCUGAAUGUAACACACAAGGCACAUCAUGCUCCCUUUUGCGGAUCUACUGUACUUUCCCCCAUUUUGUGUAAAACGGUUUGACAAAUGUAAAAAGGUUUGACAAAUGCAGGGGGAAAAAAACGCUCAAAUGAUUGAGCUCAAACUUUGAUUUUACUUGAACUGAACCUGCUCAAUUGAAGCGUAGAUGGCUUGCGCCUCCUUGUGGCUGAACAAAAUAGCACAUCCAUGCGUCUGGCCUGUGCUUUUUACAGUGGUCGAUCCGAAAAGUGCGCUCUGUUUUAAAAUGAUUGUACUUCUGUCAUCGUCUGCUUCUUGAAAGGUCUCGCUUGUACAUAUAGUAUUACUUUGCAUCCUCAUUGUAAAUAAAGACAACAGAGAUGUUUAAUGAAAUAAAA